Messenger RNA from Myotis davidii, 2843 nucleotides. It is a transcript of the gene LRP2BP, whose product is annotated as LRP2 binding protein. NCBI's taxonomy places the organism in Eukaryota, Metazoa, Chordata, Mammalia, Chiroptera, Vespertilionidae. Gene Ontology annotation, molecular function: protein binding. The coding region runs from base 703 to 1965 and encodes 420 amino acids. The transcript is spliced from 11 exons. The record is from RefSeq and is a predicted model, not a curated record.
GCAAUAGGCUUCCCCGCGGGCAGAGCCCACGUAGGUCUCGGCUGAUUCCAGGGAGGAGGGGGCUGGGGACCUGGCUCUCCGGAAGCUCUUUAUACUUAAAUUUAUAAACAAAUCAUUAGCUUAAGUCAUUCCUUUUUUUUUUUUUUUUUUGGUAAAACUUCAGAAACGGACUUCCUGACUUCAAACUGUAGCCAUUGAGCGCAUAUAGAAUCUCUUACAUUCGCGCUCAAUGUGAAAUGGAUUAUUAUCUUUUCCUAAGCACGUUCUGUUUUCAGAGUAAUCUCGCUAAAAACUAAAGCUCCAGCCAGCCGUAUGUUUCCUCUCCCUAAAAAAGCCUUGAGCGAGUCCUUUCUCUCUACCCAUACCUUUGAGAGCAGGACUGAAAAAUAGACAGGCUUAUGAUUAUGCCUCUAAGGACAAGCUCAUUGUCCUCUAAAGGCAAGCGCCCUUUUAGUUACAAUUUUGGUUGUAGAAUAUCGUUUAUUUUGUAGUAAGUCAUAAAGUGAUUUUUGCAGUAAUACAUUUAUAUUACUCUACUGAUGCACUGACCCAAGGGGUAGUUUUAAACAUUUUUAUUCGUAUGUGUACUUGGACAUAAAUGUGGGUAUAUAUUUAUGUUCAAGCAGCUACAUAGAGCCAUGCUUUGGUUCUGUAUGCUUUAUACUUAAGCAAGUCUCGAUACCUUUUUAUGCGAUUUAAAGAAUGGCCCUGCAAAGACACUGCUGUCAGAUGAGAACACGGGUCCCUAUUGCCAAUUUGCCUGUGGCAAUAUGGACAAGUGUUUAUCAAUUAGCUGGCUUACCCUUAGUAAUGGACCCAAAAGCUUUCCAGGAACUGAACAAAGCUGGUGGAGCAGAAUCAGUACUUGAGGACUGUGCCGCGCCAGCUCGACCAGGUUUGAAUACACGUGCAAACAGGAUGCAGUUGACCAGUGAGAAGCUGCCCGAGGACCCCCUCUCUACCUCUCUAUCCCAGGAUGCUGCCAGGAACUACAGCUUCUUCCAAUGGACAAAGGACAAGACUGACCGUUACAGCCAUGCUAAUUUGGUGGAUCAGGCAUUGCAGAUCUUGAAGGAAAGAAUAGUAAGAGGGGAUGCUAUGGCCUAUUUCCUGCGAGGUCAACUAUAUUUUGAAGAGGGAUGGUAUGAAGAAGCACUAGAACAGUUUGAAGAAAUCAAGGACCAUGAUCAUCAAGCAAUUUACCAGCUGGGCGUAAUGUAUUAUGAUGGGCUGGGGACAGCUGUAAAAGCUGAAAAAGGAGUGGAAUAUAUGAAGAAAAUAGUUGAUUCUCCAUGUCCCAAAGCAAGACACUUACAAUUUGCAGCUGCUUACAACCUUGGAAGAGCUUAUUACGAAGGAAAAGGCAUUAACCGAUCAAUUGAGGACGCUGAGAGACUUUGGCUCUUUGCUGCGGACAAUGGGAAUCCAAAAGCCAGUGUGAAGGCUCAAAGUAUGCUAGGGUUGUAUUAUUCAACGAAGGAACCCAAAGAGCUAGAAAAGGCAUUUUAUUGGCAUUCAGAAGCAUGCGGCAAUGGGAACCUGGAAUCCCAAGGUGCCCUGGGGCUCAUGUACUUCUACGGACAUGGCAUCCAACAGGACACGGAGGCUGCCCUGUACUGCUUGCGGGAAGCCGCGGAGCGUGGAAAUGUCUACGCGCAAGGGAACCUCGUGGAGUAUUACUACAACAUGAAGUUCUUUACAAAGUGCGUCGCCUUUUCCAAAAGGGUUGCCGACUACGAUGAGCAGCAAGACAUCCCGACGAUAGCCCAGGUCACGGACUGUCUCCCGGAGUUCAUCAGCAGGGGCAUGGCCAUGGCCUCCUUCUACCAUGCCCGGUGCCUGCAGCUUGGCUUGGGGACCACAAAGGAUGAAGCAGCCGCUAAACAAUAUUAUUCUAAAGCUUGUCGUCUGGAUCCUGCAUUGGCAGAUGAACUUCACUCUUUACUUAUUCACCAAAGAAUUUAGACCAUAGUGCAUUUCAACAAAGAUCAUGUGUCCUCAUACCUUCAAAUCUUGCAUUUUCUUUGGUGCUGACUUCUGUGGUAUCUUUCACUGAGAGACUGAUUUGUCUGAAGCUUGCAACUGUCCUCACUGUGCUCAGAACUCAAUAUACCGAUUUCUCCACGAAGUGCUAUCAGCUGGAAAUGUAAGUCACUGAAAGGCGGUUAAAGUGCCUGAAACAUCCCGAGUCCUGAGGUGCUGUGGCAGGUCACCCGGGCAGAGUCCUGACCCAGGGACUCAUGGCACGUGCUCACGAGGCUGGAGAAAACACGGGCACCCCUCUCACCACAAGGUGGAGGACCCGAGAGAUACACUCUCUCCAGCCAUUUCCAGUUUCUGUGGGAGUGAAAAUGGGCACGGCAAUAAAAGGCUUUUAUCUGCAACCAGGUCUCCCACACAACCCUGUUUCAUCAGUUAUCAGUCAAUGUCUAACCAAUUACAGGGCUGCUGUCAGGAGACAAGUAACCGUAGUUGAGAGAGCCCGAGAGUGGUUGUUCAUUGGGAAUAGGAAGUCUCUUUGUUGAAAAGGGGGAAAGAAUCAUUUUAUAAGUUAGUGCCAGAAAGACCUGAAAUUUCAAACUCAAUUCAUGAGUAAUAAAUUUAAAAAUCGGACUUACCAACCCGAUUUUUAAAGGGACAAUGUAAGGUUUUGAGACUGCACACAGUAACCAGUCACUACUAAAGUCUCCCCUCCACUGGGAUCACAGUGUUCAUUGUUAGCACCUCUCAUUCCUUAGAACUUAAAUGCAAUGCAUAUCUAGACCAAAUAAAGUAACUGUAUUAACUUAAUGGGCUUAUGAUUUAAGAGAGCCUGCCGCCCCCACCAGCCUAAGAAGAAUCUA